CAUCCAAAUCCCAGAUUAAACACCCCCACCUCUCUUUCCAACCAGCAGCAGCACUCCUACAAGUCCCUGCCCCCUCUCUUCCUCCUUGUGUAACUGUACCAAGCGUGGAUUACCAACUCUGAAGCAAAGCAGGGGCUCUGACAGGCUCCGAACAGAAUGGUGAGGUGGUUUCAUCCCAACAUCACUGGGAUCGAGGCAGAACACCUCCUCCUGACACGGGGCGUCCAUGGCAGCUUUCUAGCGAGACCCAGCAAGAGCAACCCUGGGGAUUUCACUCUGUCUGUCAGGAGGAACGAUGAGGUCACCCAUAUUAAAAUCCAGAACUCUGGGGACUAUUAUGACCUGUACGGAGGGGAGAAAUUCGCCACUCUGGCUGAAUUGGUUCAGUACUACACCGAGCAGCACGACCUCCUGCGAGAACGCAACGGAGAUGUCAUCGAGCUGAAAUACCCCCUCAACUGCAAAGAUCCCACAUCUGAGAGGUGGUAUCAUGGGCAUCUUUCGGGGAGAGAUGCUGAAAAGCUCCUCAUGGAGAAGGGUAAAUCCGGCAGCUUCCUGGUGAGAGAGAGUCAGAGUAAACCGGGAGACUUUGUGCUUUCCGUCCUCACUAAUGAAGAAAAGCAUGAAAAUGUAGACCGCAAGACUAAAGUCACCCAUGUCAUGAUCCGUUAUCAGGAUGGGAAAUAUGAUGUAGGAGGAGGGGAGAGGUUUGACACUUUAGCGGAUUUAGUGGAGCAUUAUAAGAAAAACCCCAUGGUGGAGAAGAGUGGAAUUGUUGUGCACCUUAAACAGCCAUUUAAUGCCACUAGGAUAAAUGCAGCAAACAUUGAAAACCGGGUACGAGAAUUAAAUAAAGUAGCUGACAACUCAGAGAAACCCAAGCAAGGCUUCUGGGAAGAAUUUGAGGUUUUACAGCAGCAAGAAUGUAAACUCCUUUACCCCAGGAAAGAGGGGCAGAGACCCGAAAAUAAAAACAAGAACAGAUAUAAGAACAUACUACCAUUUGACACCACUCGAGUGCAGAUCAAGGAGUUGGAUUCUGAUGCGCUAGGCUCCGAUUACAUCAAUGCUAACUAUAUCCGAAGCAUGAAUGAAGAAGGUUGUCAUGUGGAUGAAGGUAAAGUGUUCAUCGCCACUCAGGGUUGCCUUCAGAACACCGUCCUAGACUUCUGGAAAAUGGUGUAUCAGGAAAACACUCAUGUUAUUGUCAUGACAACCAAGGAGAUGGAGAGAGGACGGAAUAAGUGUGUGCGGUACUGGCCGGACUUAAAUUCAACAAAGGAGUUUGGGAAGGUGUGUGUGAAGAACAUUGAGGAACACACAGCUCAGGACUACAUACGGCGAGAGCUUGAAGUCACGCGUCUAGACAGGAGAGAGCCUCCCAGGUGUGUCUGGCACUAUCAGUACCUGAGCUGGCCUGACCAUGGUGUUCCUAAUGAACCAGGAGGAGUCUUGAGCUUCCUGGAGCAAGUGAACAGAACCCAGAGCGCCAUUCCAGAGAGUGGACCGAUCGUGGUUCACUGCAGUGCAGGGAUUGGAAGAACAGGCACAAUUAUUGUGAUUGACAUCCUUAUCGACAUCAUAAACAGACAAGGUUUGGACUGUGACAUUGACAUCCCUAAGACCAUUCAGAGAGUGCGCCAGCAACGAUCCGGUAUGGUUCAGACCGAGGCCCAGUACAAGUUCAUCUACAUGGCUGUUCAGCAAUACAUUGACACCGCUCAGAAGAGACUGGAGGAGGAGCAGAGGAAUAAAACGAAGGAGAGAGAAUACUCUAACAUCAAGUACCCACAGAUGUCAAAUGCCAGAGCCAAGCCAAACAUGAGCUCGUCUCGCUCUUCAUCUGUAAUGAAUGACGACUCCGGAGUGUAUGAGAAUCUGAACAUCAAAAAUCCAAAGGGCUCCACCAGCAGUAACACUAGGAGAUAAGCCAUGUGGGCUGCUGUCUCAGGGACUCUGGGAUUCCAGCAGAGGUGCUGUGUAGAAGCACCUGAUCAUGGAACGGUACUGGGAGGGGGGGGGGACAAGCAGCGCCUACGCUGAGGUGACACCGUCAGCCGCUCGGCUGGAGAUUCCACGACAUCUCCAACAGCUCCUCUCUUCAUUUCCUGACUGACUACGUCUGAGAAACUCACACUCCGAAACCAAGUGCCUGAUUAGCAGCCGAAAUUGUUCCGGCAAAGGACGUGUGACUUGGUGCUUUCGCUCCCCCCUUCUAGCCUAACAAGCCUACACUGCACUAAGCUACAUGAUGGUUUGAUUAUGUGUGAAAUAAAUUUGAAAAUUAAUAUUUACACUCAGUGACAUAACUUUGGAUGAAGCUACGCUCUUUCCAUGCUGUCUACGGCUGUUUCCAGACCUUGCUUUGUCUACUGGAUAUCGUCUACUGUAACCAAAGAACUCUGAUAUAUAUAUAUAUACGUACUGUAUAUAUCUCUCAGUUUCUCUGCUGAGUGAUACUCGCGGCACGGUGAUUUAAGAAGACGAGAACUGCACCGCCUGGCCUAAAGAAUCCCUCUUUUCUUUUCAGAGGAUAUGAGAGUUGAUUGGUCAAAGUUCGACCAAUGAAUCGGAUACUAGAUGUAAGUAGGUGUUUUAAAUGGACUGAUUUGGUACAGUGUGGUUGAAUCUAUACAGUAUGUGCCAAUUAGCAGCCUGUACAUCAUAUUAGUGAAAGCUUCUGCUUUAAAGCUGUUUUUAUUGAGCAUUACCUCCAGGCUAAUGAACAAGUCAGAGGGAGACAAGUGCUACUGUCAAUCAAAGGCUUAUCAACCAAUCAGGCUGCCUCUUCAUCAGCCGGCUCCUCCUCCUAUGCGUUGACUUUCUUGUUCUGAAUGCAUCAGGUGAGCCUUUAUUAGUUUUGUUUUGUUUGUUUGUUAACUAUGAUUCCUUUAGAGCAGUCGUAUCUUUUGUUGUGAUAUUUGUGAAUGUGAUCAUGAAAUCUAGGCCUGGCAUUUUUGAAUAUAAUGCAUUUCUCUUAAUAUUUUUAUUCCACAUUUUCCUCAGAGAAGACACAUUAAGCUCUUUUAUCACAUAUAAACAGGGUAUGUGUGUAUUUCGGUGUUAUAAAUAGCCUGAUAAAGCUCUUUACUUCAUAGUGGGUUGCGAUCGCACAGAGGAGGCCUUUGAAUGAAAUAACGUAAAAUGAAAAGCGUGAUAUUACUAAAGAUCACAUCAGGCCGAGCCGUUGACGUGAACUGGAUUUCGUUGGAGACUUCAGCUAAAAAUGAGGUAGGCCAGAUGGCCCUCAGCUAAGAUUAAAGAAUAGAUUUGUGUGGGGCGAAAAAAGUAAUUUAAAAGAUGGCUGUAAUCCAGACGUGGCUAUUAUUGGGUGAGGUCAGCAGUGAUGUCAUAAGAUGUUAUAUAUACACACAGUACCGUUCAAAAUUUUAAGGUCAGUAAGAUUUUUUUAUGAUUUUAUGAUUUUUUUUUUUUUAAUUUUAAAGAAAUGAAUACUCUUUUUCCAGUUUCCACAACAGCAAAAACAUUUUCACCAUGGAUAGUAUUAAUAAUAAAUGUUUCUUGAGCAAUUAUUUCUGAAGACUGGAGUAAUGAUGCUGGAAACUCAGCUUUGACAUCACAAGAAAUAAAUUACAUUUAAAAAUGUUUAAAUAGAAAAGAGUUGUAAUAAUAUCUCACAAUAUUACAGUUUUGACUAUUUUGAUUAUAUAAAUGCAGCGUUGGUGAGCAUAAGAGACUUUUUCUAAGAACAUUAAAAAUGGUAGUGUGCAUGUUGGCUUAGAUAAAGCAGGACAUGAUGUAUGUGAUUAAUCACGGCGUCCGACUGUGAAAGGUUACAUGAGGGGAUCUGUGAUGGCAUGAGCUGUAGAGAUGCCAUGCGUGUUUGAGGGAGGCCAGGGUCUGCUUUUUUGCACUUGGAAGGAUAAAAUGUACUAGAGAAUCGGUUUGCUAGGUAAUAAAAGCAAUGUCACUGCAUAUGAUAAUCAUUGUCCUUGGAAUGACUGACUGAUUGAAUGAAUUGUAUGUGAUUUAUGCACCUGAUCAUGUGAGAGCAAUGUGCUACUGGCGUCUGAACGCUUUGAAACUGUUCAUUUGCUGUGUUUUUUUUCCCUUUGUGAAAAUGGGUAAAAGGUCAAAAACUGAGUGACAUAUUAAGACUUGAACUGCUGAAAGGUAUAGUGUCCAUGGCUGCCAGAAUGUCCUUUUGUUCGGAGGUAUAUAUAAUGAAUAUCUGUUGAUUUGACAUCAGUGUAGUGUUUUGCGUUUAAUUAUUUGUUGUAAAUUAUACAUUUCACUUGUUUGUUAAUACAGUGAUGGAAAUAUUCAAAGCUGUUUAGCAUAUUGUUUUAGAAUGAUUUGUUAACAUUUAUUAUUAAUUAUUAUACAAGACAUCAACAGUUAUAAAACUCUGCUCGCUUUAUAACAAUUUUGAAGUCUUCUCUUUAAAUUUACUUGAAUACUAUGUUGUUGGUGGGUUGUUGUUUUUUAAUCUCAGUUGGUGAUCGGUAGGUUUGAUCUGAAUCGUGUUGUGCUGACUGUCCUUGUGUGGUAAAGACUGUGUUUCCUCUUGCACUGGUUCAGCCUAAAAUGCCUUUUGCCCUUGAAAAUACAGCCGAUGUAUUGUCUUGCAUCUCAAAUGAGAAUACAGGAUUAGUUAUUGAAUAAUAAAGCAUACACUGGGAACUUUCAA
Messenger RNA from Pimephales promelas (fathead minnow), 4651 nucleotides. RefSeq names its product protein tyrosine phosphatase non-receptor type 11b (gene ptpn11b). NCBI's taxonomy places the organism in Eukaryota, Metazoa, Chordata, Actinopteri, Cypriniformes, Leuciscidae. Gene Ontology annotation, molecular function: non-membrane spanning protein tyrosine phosphatase activity; receptor tyrosine kinase binding; cell adhesion molecule binding. Gene Ontology annotation, biological process: positive regulation of ERK1 and ERK2 cascade; protein dephosphorylation. Gene Ontology annotation, cellular component: cytoplasm. The record is from RefSeq and is a predicted model, not a curated record.